This is a messenger RNA of Hipposideros armiger (great roundleaf bat), 1127 nucleotides long. Its product is annotated as calmodulin-lysine N-methyltransferase-like. Gene Ontology annotation, molecular function: calmodulin-lysine N-methyltransferase activity. The transcript is spliced from 9 exons. The record is from RefSeq and is a predicted model, not a curated record. The annotation marks the transcript as partial. Gene Ontology annotation, cellular component: cytoplasm. NCBI's taxonomy places the organism in Eukaryota, Metazoa, Chordata, Mammalia, Chiroptera, Hipposideridae.
CAGCCCUGAAGAGUUUUCACCAAAUUGCAAGCGGGAGUCAGGCAUCUGGCCGGCUGAAGAGGUUUUGGCUUACUACUGCCUCAAGCACAGUGAUGUAUUCAGGGACCUUGCUGUGUGUGAGCUAGGAGGUGGCAUGACAUGCUUGGCUGGGCUCAUGGUUGCUAUUUCUGCAGAUGUCAAAGAAGUUCUGUUAACUGAUGGGAAUGAAAAGGCCAUCAGAAAUGUGCGAGAUAUCAUCGCGAGGAAUCAGGAGGCUGGUGUGUUUAAGACUCGGAAAAUAUCAAGCUGCGUUUUACGAUGGGAUAAUGAGACAGAUGUCUCUCAACUGGAAGGACAUUUUGACAUAGUUAUGUGUGCUGACUGCCUGUUUCUGGACCAGUACAGAGCCAGCCUUGUUGAUGCAAUCAAGAGAUUACUUCAGCCCAGGGGGAAAGCCAUGGUAUUCGCCCCACGCCGAGGAAAUACUUUAAACCAGUUUUGCAAUCUAGCUGAAAAAGCUGGUUUCUCUGUCCAAAGACAUGAAAAUUAUGACGAACACAUUUCAAACUUCCACUCCAAGUUGAAAAAGGAAAAACAGGGCAUCUAUGAAGAAAACCUUCAUUACCCACUUCUGCUUAUUUUAACCAAAAGUGGAUAGAAGAUUAAGCUGCUCAAAAGAUGAAGAAAGCAUCAAGUACGCAGGGGAUAUUGUACAAAACCAGAAAGCUGUCAUGGGGAGAGAAGGCAUCAAGCCCUUGGUCCUCUGAGACUUGCCAGCGCCCAGGACUUGCAUCCCAAUCACCUUUGCGACAUUCCACGUGGGGAACAUGGAGCCCACCUGUCCUCACCCACAUUAUUCUCCAGCCAUCCUGGAUGCCUCUUGUUUUCAGUCUGCUUGUUGCUCUUCCGCGCACCAAACCUUUGUUUGUCUUUAAAAUGUCUAUAAACAGCUUGUCUAAGAUUCGGGUUGUGAGCACCCUACAUGUUUUUACAGCUAACUGAGACAGAAUUUCUUUUGGUGACUCCCACCCCCCACCCCCUUUUAAAAAAUAUUUUGGUCUUUGUUCCAUUUUUGUGGCAGUCGUGUUUCAUCUGUAAAUAUAGCAAGCACCAUGAUUCUGUCCUGGCGAAUAAAAAUAUAGCAUAUC